Darwinula stevensoni is the source of this 2887-nucleotide messenger RNA. NCBI's taxonomy places the organism in Eukaryota, Metazoa, Arthropoda, Ostracoda, Podocopida, Darwinulidae. The record is from the annotation of a GenBank genome assembly.
AUGUUCACAGCGUCCGAGCAAAGGAUUUGCUGCAGCAUCGGGAUCUGUCUCCUGAUCGCUGUGUUGAGUGGCGUGGCAUUGUUAAAUCUUACCGUUUAUGUGACCUUUCCAGCGAUGAGGCUUAUCGAUGCAAACUUUCAGGAAAGGCCAGUGGUUUGUACGACCUUGGAUGCAGCAGACAACAUAAAGGAAGGCUGUGAAUGGGGCACGUGCGGCGAAUGGUGUCUCUCUAAGUCCAGCGGGUGCAUGCAGAUCUGGGUGUUGGUGAGACAGAACGGGUCGGAUAUGAAAGCCUCCGGAUGUCAAGGGAAAUCCCUCAAACAAGAAGAUUGCUAUCCCGUCACCAUUGAAGAAAUCAAAUCUAUCAAUUGUGCCGAAAAAGAGUGCAAACAGAUUACCAUGGAUGGACUGUUUAUCUGCAAGGAAGGCAAGUGUAAGGAAAUCACAAACAUGUUCACUUGCCCUAAGGAUGUGUUAGAGGAAAAUGUCAAGAACUGCAAGACAGUGUUCGAUUGUGAAGAGCUAGAUGGGUUAUAUCAAUGCUCCAAAAGCCUCUGUCAACGGCUGGUCAAGGAAGAUCCCGACCACGAAACUCACGACUCCGCAGACCCACACUACAUUCCAAGAGAACUUACAGAAUGCAAGGAGACAUGCACCAAUGUGAGGACUGAAAGAAGAAAUAUGUUAGUACUCCAUGGAUACUCCAUCUUCAUGGCUACAUGCACCAAACUAUCGACAGCAGAUGGGAAGCAUGUCCUCCCAUGGGAUGGAAACCAGACAGCUAUGGUCAUCUGCUCUCGAGUGUCCAACACUAGCAUGAAUCAGAAAGGGGAAGUUCAACUGAAUCUUCAUGAUUGCUUCCAUGGAGUGGAGGUAAAAUUGGAAGAUAAAGGAUACAGCAUCAAAGAUCUCAUGUCCAUCCACAAGAAUUCAGACUCUGGGAUUGAUCCUGAUGGUCAUUUCAUGCCUCUCUUGGAUGAAGGAGCUGUCAUCUACAACAAGACCAGACUCAUGGUGAACCUGGAAGGGUGUGUUAAUUCCCUGAGGGAUGAAUGCCGGGAGAUAUUCAAUACAAUGGGGAAGGAUGGCCAAGAUGGUGUUCAUCCACCAGCCAUCUUUCCAUGCUACUACUCUCCACACUUGAGUGAUACAGUGAUCCUGAAGCACAACCGAGAGAGGACAGUCAUGGAAGGAAUUCUGUUUGCAGCAAUCCCCCUAGAAAGUGAAGGGAGUGUGAGGAUGAGAUCAAGAGGCAAAAAGAUUGGAGGAGGAGAUGCAGGACAGAAGAAAGAGCAAAAGAACCCAUCCACUGUUAUGGAAAAAACUGCUUCAAGUCCAUGUCGACAACGUUCCAAUUCCACAAAGUCUAACAGAAAGGGAAGCCUGAAAAGCAGUAGAAUCAACCUCUACAAUGGUAAUGCACAGAAACACACAUCUUAUGAUGACCUGGGCCCAGACGUUGAGGUUACUUGGAAUGAAUAUGGGAUCCCAAUUGUGACAAGGCGAGCACCUCCCUUCCAAGAAAAAUUCAAGUUUGUCAUGACUGUCCUCUGCAGUCUCACUAUCAUACUUGAUUGCUUUGUCUUCCUCUUCUUGAUUCCUUUUGUCAUUGAUCCAUGCAUUUCAACCAUAUUGGCUCAAUUCAGUGAAGAUCCAGCUUUGUGCAUCACAAGCAAUGUCAACAGACUUGUUGGGAAUACCAACUGCAGCUGGAGUUCUUGUCGUGAGGGCUGUACUGCACCCACUGUCAGGUGCACCCAAAUCUAUGUGCAUUAUAUGACAAGAGAAAAUCAUGAUUAUCCAAAUCUACUCGAUUCAGCUACCCAAUCUGGCCAAUUACCAACAUCUGAGAUCUCCAGCUAUCGCUGGAAUAUGCUUAAUGCUGCUCUAUACAUUAACACCAAGGGAUGUGGUUAUUCUCCUUAUGUGAUCUGCUCAGAUUUUGAAGACAUGUAUGGAUACAUUGGAAAGUUGUAUGAAUGUCACUACAGCUUUGUGAAUAUGAGUCGAGUGGUUGUAGAGUAUUCCCCUCAAGAGAACCUCUUGAAUCUCAUUCUUGCCUCAGGAAUUCCAUUCAUCUUGUUUGUUAUUCCAACAUCAAUUCUUUGCUGUUGGUACUGCAACUGCUGCAGAGAAUCCUCAUGCUGCUCUGAUCCUUCACAUGAUAGUGAAUCCACGUCAAGCAAUGGAAAUGGAAUGUUCAUGCCCUCAAGCAUAAGUGCUCAACUAGAUGCAGUACAGAGCCAAUCUUCCCAUUACCAUCUGAGCCCUCAUCCCUCAAGGCCCUCCUCAGCUCCUGAGAAAUUGAAACAGUGAUAACUGAACCUAAGCAACUGUCCCUCCACAUUCUCAACAAUUUGAAUCUCAAAACGAAUCAGAAUAACAUCUCACAUCUCUGAUUUUGAUCUCACCAGCUUUUGUGUUGCAGGUGCAGGGUUUGUUCCUUCACAUAUAUGGUGUGCAUUUGAGCCUUUGAUAUGGAGACCAGAGUUGCACAUUGAAUGGUCCAAACUUGUGUGUGUGUGUGCAAUGAUGGCAAAAAUUUCACAGUGGGAGGGGAUUGUAGUUGGGCAAAGUCUACAAUUGACAAACCUAUUACUGAGAGUAGACUACCAAAUCUUGGAGUCUGUAGUCUUCUAUCCUCACUGCUUAGAAGUUUCCAUGCAGGCUAAUGUAGAAGUUGCGGAAAAUUUCCUGCAUUUUUGCAUUAUUUGCAGACAAUUCAGAUGAGAGGCCAGUCUUGUAGGACAGGGCGCAGGAAACUUUUUUUUUUACCCAAUGUGCAACUCUGAUUCAGACUAUAUGGAAUCUGCCCGUCCUUCCUUGCCUCUUUUCUAGUUUGAAUUUCCUGUCCUCAUAUUUGUAAAGAAUAUGAUUCCCUUCUUCA